This is a messenger RNA of Miscanthus lutarioriparius, 828 nucleotides long. NCBI's taxonomy places the organism in Eukaryota, Viridiplantae, Streptophyta, Magnoliopsida, Poales, Poaceae. The record is from the annotation of a GenBank genome assembly.
AUGGGCACUUCUGGCGAGAAAGAGUCCAUGGAUCAGGCAUUCAAUCAGGCCGCUGGCAAUUUGGUGUGGCCAAUGCUCUCCCGAACAAAUUAUCAAGAGUGGUCGUCGCACAUUCAGUGCAAUCUAGAGGGUAUGUUCCUCUGGGAUGCGGUCACAUCUGACCCUGACAAGGUGGAGCGGCGGCGAGAUCGAUUGGCCCUAGGGGCCAUGCUGCGUGGCGUUCCGCACUCGAUGCACUCGAUGCUCUUGAACAAGAAGACUGUGAAGGAGGCUUGGGAGGCAAUCAAGACAAUGAGGCUCGGGGCAGAUCGUGUCAAGGAGGAUAGGUUCGAACCCUCGGUGGAACAAGUCAUGGUGAAAACUGGCAAGCUCAUGUUAACAAAGGAGGAGUGGAUGACUAGGAAUAAGAGCCGCAUGCAGUCGGAGUCGUCCUCGACAUCCAGCGGAAAGAGUGGCGGGCACUAUGUCAAGAAGGAGAAGUCUGGGGCGCGUGGCAGCGGCGGUGCGUGUGACUCCGGAGGAAGACAACUCACGUCGAUGGGCACACCACGGCGGAAAGGCAAGUGCAACAAAUGUGGCAUCUACGGGCACUUUGCAAAAGAGUACAAGACGAAAGAAAAGAAGGAACGACAGGAAGCAACCCAUCACGCCAAUGGCGAUGUUGAAGUUGGGGCGCUCCUGGUGGCUCAAGUUUGCAUGGUGGCGAGGACACUGAUAGCAGAAGAUCAGCGUGCGUUCUUGAAUCAAGAACGUGUGUUUCUGGCAGAAUAUAAGAACGGGGCGUGGAUACUAGACACCGGUGCCACAAACCAUAUGACCAGCUGCUGA